Pediculus humanus corporis (human body louse) is the source of this 6186-nucleotide messenger RNA. RefSeq lists its product as uncharacterized. NCBI's taxonomy places the organism in Eukaryota, Metazoa, Arthropoda, Insecta, Psocodea, Pediculidae. The coding region runs from base 1 to 6186 and encodes 2061 amino acids. Gene Ontology annotation, cellular component: membrane; endocytic vesicle; Golgi apparatus. Gene Ontology annotation, biological process: endocytosis; retrograde transport, endosome to Golgi; intracellular protein localization. The record is from RefSeq and is a predicted model, not a curated record. The transcript is spliced from 31 exons.
AUGAUGGAACUUAGCCAUAGUCUUACACUUAAUGAAGAUGCUUUGAAGCAAAUUCCUGAAGCCAAGAGACCAGUUUUUAUUUUCGAAUGGCUUAGAUUUCUUGACAAAGUUUUAGUUGCUGCACAAAAAUCUGACAUAAAAGAAUGUCAAAAAAAAUUAGUAGAUCAGUUAACGGAAGUAAUGGAAGCUUCACCGGGACCCCCAACGAGAAAACUUAUUGCAAGAUGCUUAGCAACUUUAUUUAGCGUUGGCGAUACGUUUUUAUUGUUUGACAGCGUGAACAAAUGCAAUGAUAUUAUAAGAAAUAAAGAUGAUUCUCCAAGUUUUCUUCCGACUCGAUUGGCUGCAAUUUGUUGCGUCGGUUACAUGUAUGAAAAACUUGGGAGAAUGAUGGGAAGAUCUUAUGAGGAAACCGUACAAAUUUUAAAUAAAGCUUUAAGAAACGCUGAAUCCCAAACAAGAAUCGAAGUCAUGCUUACUUUUGAAAAGGUUUGUGCCGGUAUGGGAAAUGCCAUUAGUAACGUUCAUAAAGAUAUUUACAAAUCGGCUAGACAUUGCAUGACGGACAGAGUUAUGGCGGUAAGAAGUGCUGCUGCCAAAUGCCUUUUAGAAAUGUUAAAUCACGCUCCUUUUUUAUACACUACCGAACUUGAAAACCUUGCCAGCUUGUGUUUUAGAGCUUUCGAUGGCUCAAACUAUGAAGUUCGUUGUUCGGUGGCUAAACUUUUAGGUGCACUCGUUGCUAGUACUCAAAGGCAACUUAAAGGUUCUGGUACAUCGGGACAACAACAAUCUGUGAAAACAAAUAAAACUAUGUCAUUGGAAGAUGCUCUCGGAAUUUUAAUGGCCGGUUUUCUUCGUGGCGGUGUUAGUUUUUUAAAAGGAACAGGAGAAAUUAUUAAGGGAAGCUCAGGAAUCAACCGUGAAGUUCGGGUUGGAGUUACGCAUGCUUACGUUAUAUUUGCUCAAAUGUUGGGGAAUGUUUGGGUUGAACGCAAUCUUCCCGUUUUUUUAGCUCACGUAUUGGAUCUUGCUGCAAAUCCUAAAGCAGCAUCAUCGCAUGUCGAUGCUGUGUAUUCAAGAAAAUGUAUAAAUUUCAUACUUCGUAGCGUUUUAGGAAGAAUGCUUGGAGAAAAAGCUCAAACAUCUGCUUGCAAAGAAAUUACUCUAGUUGUGGCAAAGCAAAUGAAUUCUAUCGAUUUUAAUCCUGAAAAUGCAAAAGACUGUAAUCAAGAGACUUUGUUUAGUCAACAUUUGCUAGUGUGUGCUCUAUUAGAAAUGGGAAACUUGCUCUUGGGUCUCGGCACGGUGGCACAAAAUCUUAUAUCAGAUCAAUCUCUAAAUCUAGUCGAAACUGUUUGUGUUGUUCUCGUACACCCUUGUCAAGCAGCAAGAUUAGCCGCUGCGUGGUGUCUUCGUUGCAUUUGCGUUGCAGUUCCAAGUCAGAGUACUCCUUUAAUUGAUAGAUGCAUUGAAAGUAUAGAAAAUUUGAAAGCUUCUCCGGAGGGAAUAAGUGGUUACAGUGGAGCACUCGCGGCUGUUCUCGGUGGAGUAAGGUUAUCGCCAUUAGGAGUACCCCAUACGAAAGGAAAAGUAAUUUUUAACACCGGAGAAGAAUUACUUCGCAGUGCCAGUCAAAAUAGUCGUUUAUCAUUAAAUAGAACCCACGCUGGUUGGUUAUUAAUUGGAGGGAUAAUGAGUUUAGGAGUACCAGUCGUAAGAGGUUUAUUGCCACGAAUGUUACUUUUGUGGAGAAAUUCUUUUCCACGGUCAAAUAAAGAAUUGGAAUCGGAAAAAGCAAGAGGAGAUGCAUUCACGUGGCAGGUAACUUUAGAAGGUCGAGCGGGUGCACUUUCUGCCAUGCAUAGUUUUAUACAAAAUUGUCCCGAGCUUGUUAAUGAUGAUAUUAUCAGACGUUUGCUGACUCCGAUUGAAUCAGCCUUGGCAAUGCUAACCAACAUAUCGACGGUUCUUAAAACAUACGGCCAGCAUUUAAAGGCACCUGCUGCAAUGGUUAGAUUAAGGCUGUAUGAAACAUUAUCGCUUUUACCACCUCAUUCUUUUGAGGGCUCCUAUACUCAUCUUUUAAGAAUGUUGGUAUCUGAAUUUGCACUGACCGAAAAUCCAGCCAACACUACGACAUCAUUGUUGAGAGGGCUUUGUCAUGCCGAUGAUUCCGUUAUACUAGGAACUUGUUUACAAGAAACUGAUCAUCAUACGAUUGAGGAUCAGAUGGAACCUAACAGGAAAGGUGAUGGGGAUCAUGUGAUUCAUUUCAGUGCCGCCGGAUCUGGCGCUUUAGAACACGAUCCAUGUUGUCUAUUUCGGCCUCUCAAACCUGAAGAAGUUAUACCGGGUCCUUUACCCUUAGGAGUUGCCGUUAUUGAUAUGUCCGUGUGUUUAUUCGGACAGAUAUUUUCUAGAGUGGCUAAUAAACAUCGUCUUCAGGUUUUGGAACACUUUUCCGAAUGCAUCAAACACGCGAAAGCAGCAAGGCAAGAAGCUGUUCAAAUGAAUUUAUUUUCAGCUUUACUCGGUGGACUCCGUGGUCUUACAGAAUCUAAAGCCAAUUUUAGCCAAGAAGAUGUUCAGCUUGCUGCUAUUUCAAUUAUAACAUCAUCACUCACCAGUUCUAAUUCUAUUCUUCGAUGUGCUGCUGGUGAAUGCCUGGGCAAAAUGGCUCAAGUUGUAAGCGAUGCAAGAUUUACGGCUAAUCAAGCACAAACCAGUUUCGAUCGUCUUAAAUCUGCUCGCGACGUUGCAAGUAGAACUGGCCAUUCUUUAGCUCUAGGUUGUUUACAUCGUUACGUGGGAGGAAUGGGUUCUAGUCAUCAUUUAAAUACUAGUGUUAGCAUUUUGCUAGCCUUAGCUCAAGAUUCUACUUCUCCCGUGGUUCAGGUAUGGUCGUUGCACGCGUUAUCUUUGAUAGCCGAUUCUGGAGGUCCAAUGUUCAGAGGUUACGUUGAACCUUCGUUAUCUUUAAUUUUAAAGCUUUUAUUAAACGUACCUGAAAGUUAUGUUGAUGUACAUCAGUGUAUUGGUAAAGUUUUGUCGGCUUUGAUAACAACUGUCGGACCUGAAUUACAGGGUAAUCCAAGUUCUAUUUGUAUGGCAAGAUCUUCAUUUUUAUGUGCAUGUGCGAUCAUGCAAGACCAUCAAGAUCCUUUAGUUCAAGCCGAAGCAACCGGUUGCUUACAACAACUUCACUUGUUUGCUCCCAGACAUGUUAAUCUAUCUACUCUGGUUCCUAAUUUAUGCAAAAAUUUGUCAAGCCAUCAUUUGCUUUUGAGAAAAGCGGCGGUGUCAUGUUUAAGACAGUUGUCUCAGAGAGAAGCAAAGGAAGUUUGUGAACACGCCAUGACUCUACGCACAUCUGAAAAGGAUACGUUAGAAGGCGAAGUUUUUAAUAUGACGGAAUUCGGUUUACCCGGUGUUCUUUUUUCAAUGUUAGAUACAGAAACAGAUUCUAAAUUAAUUAAGGAUAUUCAUGACACUUUAGCUAGUAUGCUUCAAGUCCUUGCUGCUGAAAACUUGAAUCUUUGGCUGUCUCUUUGUAAAGAUGUUCUUACUGUUGCAACGGAAACCAGCAUUUAUGAAGAGUCUAACAAUGCCACAACAUCGGAAAAUUAUGAAAAUGAAGGAGAUGAUGAUCAAGCUGAAUUUCAUGCCGGAAAUGAAUCAUCCAAUCAUUCCGCGAUUCAACCAAGAUGGCCUACCCGGGUUUUCGCGGCAGAAUGCGUAAGGAAAUUAAUUGCAGCCUGUCAGGGUAGUGAACCUGCUCAUUUCGAUUUGAUUUUGGCUAAGGAAUUACAAAUGACAAAACCUAGAGUUGACUUUUUGGUCUUACAUUUGUCCGAUCUUGUGAGAAUGGUUUUUAUGGCGGCAACCAGCGAUUCAGAUCCGUUGCGUUUAGAAGGUUUGAAAACUUUACAGGAAAUAAUUGACAAAUUUAGUUCUGUGCCAGAACCAGAAUUUCCGGGACAACUAUUACUAGAACAAUUUCAAGCUCAGGUGAGUGCAGCUCUACGACCUGCUUUUUCACCAGAAACAUCUUCCCUAGUUAGUGCUGCAGCUUGUCAAGUCUGCAGUGCUUGGAUCGGCUCAGGUGUGGCAAAAGAUUUAAACGAUCUAAGAAGAGUGCAUCAACUAUUAGUUUCUUCUUUAUCCAAGUUGGAGAGAAAAUCAAACUCCGUACAAUUAUAUAAUGAAAGUUUAGAAACACUAGAAAGAUUAGCCAUUUUAAAGGCGUGGGCAGAGGUUUACAUUGUUGCCAUGAUUGCGAACGGAUCUGCACCUGAUAGUGUAAGCGCUUCCAAAACAGCUUCUAUUUUAAACAUGAAUUCCUCAGUCGAAAAUGAAUGGUCCGAAAACAAGUCCAAACCUGGAAAUCUGUUAACUUUAGUUCAACCAGAAUUAGUCAGCUUAGCACAUUAUUGGCUCGCCGCGUUGAGAGAUUAUGCACUUUUAUCUUUGCCUCCUGAAUUUUCAAGUCAACUUCCACAUGACGGCGGAGCUUUUUAUACAACAGAUACCAUUGAACUUUCUCGACCGUAUUAUGCAGCUUCGUGGCCUCCGAUUCUUUUAGCCACUUCAUUUUGGUUAAACGCUGAUGGAUUUGACGUUCCUCGAACUAUAGAAACAAAAAAGAAUGAUACUUCGAUCAAGGAUUCCGCCGAAGAUAGAUUUCACUUAUUGUUUGGAAUUUGCAUGGAGGCUCUUUGUAGUCCGAGAUCUUGUGAGCCCACCGAAACAGUUUUAAUUUGCCUAAGAGCUUUACGUACAUUAUUUGACACGAGUGAACCGAGAGGAAUGUUAAUGAGAGAGAAAUCACUCGCCAUUGAAUUAUGCAAUGUUUUACAUAGAUUACUUUUAACUCAAGAUGAUGUAAACGUUCAACAAAUGGCUAUGGAAGUUUUAAAAUAUGUGAUAAAAGCUGCACAAGAAAAAUACGAUAGUGAAAAAAGCGAAAAAUCUAAAGAAAACGAAGAAGGGACGGAUAGUUUGAAUUUGGAUUUAUUAGGAGAAGGAGGAGAAAAUGGAGAAAUCGUACCGGGAAAAUCUUUAGUGUUUGCCGUAUUAGAAGUGUGCUUAUGUUUAUUAGUUCGACAGUUACCCCCCCUGAAUCCUACUCCGCUAGUGUCGUCUCCUUUAAGAUGUCAACCUCUCAAUAAUAAUUCUAGUAAAUUAGUUGCUUCCGCUCUCGGCAGCAUGGAAGAAUUAGUAAAUUUGUGUUCUCCUCAAGGAGCUCUAGCCAUUCUACCGACCAUUUUAUACUUGACGACCGGAGUCAUAAAAGAAACUGCGUCGAAAGCUUCGAACGAUACGACAAUUUUAGCUUCUACCACGCCGGUAUCCGCGGGAUUGCAUUGUUUGAAAACACUGACGAGUCAUAAAUAUUGCAGAGAUGAGAGAUCAAAAGACUUAUGGCAGAGACUUUUACAAAGCACACUUGCAAAGUUGAUAGAUUUAGCGAAAACGGGAAGUGAAAAAAGCAAAUUAGAUGAAUGCACGAUAAUUUUAGGGAUUGCCGUGUUGGUCCUUCACGCGCCUGCAGGAGUCGUGACGGUUCCAAAUUUACAAUAUCCUUGCAUAAAUCAUUACAGGCAAUGUUUGCAAAACAGUAAUAUACAGGUCAGGAUAAAAUGCAUCGAAACGAUGAGGAGAAUAUUCGCACAUUCUGAUCGAACGGUAUCAACCCCCUACAUUCAUGCUUUGGCUCCCAGAGUGAUUGAAUAUUUGUACACGGAAGAAAGUCGACAUUUUGAUUCCGAAGCCGAUUUGACUCUUACUUUAGAAAGUAUUCGAACAGUAGAUAGUCUCAUAACAAUAGCCGAACCUAAACACAGAAUACAAAUGCUUAAACUCUUGGUUCCCGUUUUGGUCAACGGUUUGUUGGAAGGUUUUGCAUUAAAAGAAGCCAACAAAUAUAGUAGGGCGUUAAAUGAACACUGCCUUCAGUCGUUGAUGGUUAUAGGACCACAAUAUCCAGAGGAAUUCAAAGCGUUGGUGUCACAAUCGUCGGAUUUGAGGAAAAAAUUAGAAUCUGCGAUAAAAAGUCAAAACAAUCAGCAAAAUCAAAAUAAGGGAAAAGCGGAAACGACGACCGUCAUAUCGAAAUCAUCGACAGCAUCUCAUCAAUCGCCAACGAUAAAACUCAAAACGGAUUUCAGUCAUUUUUCCAGUUGA